Molecule: messenger RNA, 1653 nt
Organism: Gymnodraco acuticeps
Lineage: Eukaryota; Metazoa; Chordata; Actinopteri; Perciformes; Bathydraconidae
Gene: znhit6
Product: zinc finger HIT-type containing 6
Exons: 10
Coding region: 66-1298 (410 amino acids)
Biological process (GO): maturation of LSU-rRNA from tricistronic rRNA transcript (SSU-rRNA, 5.8S rRNA, LSU-rRNA); box C/D snoRNP assembly; snoRNA localization
Cellular component (GO): nucleus; pre-snoRNP complex
Source: RefSeq, a predicted model, not a curated record
CCCGGCGGAAGACAGUUUGUUUUGAAGCCGCGGAGCUGUGUCCAACGUGCGGCUACACUUCUCUCAUGUGCUCUGUAAAAGUCCCAGCAACAGACAUAAUGUUAACCAUGGACAGCCAGGUGGAAAACAGCGACAAAGAAGAAGAGCUGAAAGCGAGCAAAAGAAAGAUAUCUCUUUGCAAAUGUGGAGUGUGUGGAUCAGAGGAGGCGAAGUACAGAUGUCCUGCCUGCCUGGCCCACUCCUGCAGCUUGCUGUGCGUGAAGAAACAUAAGCAAGAUUCGGGAUGCAAUGGAAUUAGAAAUAAAUCUGCCUUUGUGACCCUCUCACAUUUUGAUGAAAUGACACUUCUAAAUGACUACAGACUCCUGGAGGACACAGGACGCUUUGCAGACGGUGCCACCAGAGACAAGCUCAUCCAGACUCCUCGCUCCACUUUAAAAGCAAAGAAGCUGGCAGCCCACGCCAGAAAGGUGAACAUCACACUGAGGUUCCUCCCCAUCACCUUCACUAAGAGCAAAGAAAACUCCACGAUCUUCAUCACAAAAGAGAAAUUUUUCCUGUGGCACCUGAAGCUCAUCUUUCCACAGAGCAGCACCGAGUUCAGUCAGAAAAGGGUGUCCGACAGGCAAACCUUGGAGCAGAUCUUGACGCCUUAUAUCCACCCUACAGAGUCGGACCCUGUCACACGUCAAAAGUUGAAGAUGUAUGUGCAAACUCCGCAUGAUCAGGUCAAAAUCUUCAUGAAAGCAGAGGGGAGAAAGGCCAACUCUGUGAGGUACCAUCACUUGGACAUUAACAAGACCCUAAAGGACAACCUGAGCUUCAAAACAAUGAUUGAGUAUCCUGUGCUGCAUGUUGUACUCAGAGACCAUUGGAAGGAGUAUCCACUGAAAGGACCAGCUGAACCCGCAUCAGCCUGCAAUAGUUUCGCAGCGAAGAGGGAACGGGCGGAUCGAGAGGAGGAAGAUGUGAUCCGAGUUUCACCAAGCAACAUCUGGACAGAAACCCCAGACACCAACCCUGAAACUGAAGCCCCACAAGUGAAAAGGGCCAAGAGAGAAGCAGGGAAUGAAGAUGUAGAGGAGGGAGAAAUCCCAGACAGUAGUGAUGAAGAGGAGGAGGAAGGAACAAUUGAAGACAAUACCCCAUGUGGUAGGAGCUGUGAUGAUGCCAAAAGCCCUGCUAAUAACAUGGAGAUGAUUAAUGACAGGGAGGACUUAAAUGUUAACGAUGGUAUUAAUAAACACAGUGACAGCAGCAGGGAUCUGUGUAUUAAUGAGGUUACUGAUGACAAUUGAGCUGUCAGAGAAGAGUGCUGAGGUCAGCAUGACUAAGGAGGAUGCUGUGAAAGAGCCUGUUCAUACCCAUCAGUGUCAGGAGGAAAAUUAGUCAGCUAAUGCUGCUGUCAGCUGUGGACUGAAAUGAUAAUGCCCAGAUGUUCAGGGUGAAAUGAGCGAGGACGCAGACAUAUCUGACAGGAAGUCAUCAACCUUGUGUCAGUGUACGGCAGACUAUUGCCACCAGACAGUGUUUUCAGUUGUUUUUAGAUACCACUUUAUAAUUGUGUAUAUGGAAUCAUUUCAAUGUUUUUUAUUUAGGUUUACCUUAUUUGUCUAGAACCAUAAUUUCUUAAAUAAAGACAUUUUUUGGAAA